Melopsittacus undulatus (budgerigar) is the source of this 1669-nucleotide messenger RNA. RefSeq names its product V-set and transmembrane domain containing 2 like (gene VSTM2L). Gene Ontology annotation, cellular component: membrane. The transcript is spliced from 4 exons. The coding region runs from base 95 to 721 and encodes 208 amino acids. The record is from RefSeq and is a predicted model, not a curated record. NCBI's taxonomy places the organism in Eukaryota, Metazoa, Chordata, Aves, Psittaciformes, Psittaculidae.
CCUCCGCGCCAGAGCACAGCUCCGCAGCGCAGCCCCGGGGACACGGCUGGGGCCCGAGCAGCGCCGGCCCCGGGACGGCCGCGGCCGCAGCACCAUGGGCGGCCUGGGCCUGGCCCUGGGGAUGCUCCCGUACCUGGGGCUGUACCUGCAGCUCGGCGCCGCCUCCCGGCACCCCCCGUGGGACGCCCCGGCCGAGGGCAGCGCCCUCUUCACCGAGACCCCCCACGACAUGACGGCCCAGGCCGGUGAGGAUGUGGAGAUGGCAUGUUCCUUCCGCGGCACCGGAGCCCCCUCCUACUCCCUGGAGAUACAGUGGUGGUACGUCCGCAACCACAAGGACUGGGCGGACAAACAGACGUGGGCUUCCAACCAGCAGCUGAAGGUUUCACCGCAGGAGGAGCCUGGGAAGGAUGCGACUAAGAUAAGUGUGGUCAAGGUGGUCGGCAGCAACAUCUCCCACAAGCUGCGGCUGUCGCGGGUGAAGCCGGAGGACGAGGGGACGUACGAGUGCCGGGUGAUCGACGCCAGCGACGGCCGUGCCCGGCAGCACAAGGUGAAGGCGUUCCUGCGCGUGGAGGCACCGGGGGGCACGGGGCACCCGCAGGACACGCAGCCGCAGGGCUCGGAGCCCGGCUCGGGCCACGCUCACCACCAGCAUCACCACCAUAAGGCCGGCAGGGAGCUGAGGAAGCGCUCGGCAGACACCUCCUGUGCGCUGUAGGCCGGGGGAUGGCACAGACCCCCCAGCCCCGGACUCAGCGGAGCCAUCGGGGGUCCUGUACCCCUGCCAGAGAGCGGCCCCACUGCCCAUCCUGCCCAUCGACCCCCUUGUCCUCCUCUUCCUCUUCCUCCCACCGGGUCGGUCUCUUCCCCAGCCCCAUGGUAGCGGUGCCAGGGCUCGGUGCAGGAGCAGGACCGUGUCCAUGACAGGGGCAUCACUGGGGCUGGUGAUGGUCCCCAUCCCACUGGUGCCAAGGGGGGUGCCCUGUUGUUUGCGGCCACCGCGGUGCCACCGGCCGCGUUGUGCCCCAGCUUUGGUGCCCGGUGGAACCCUCUGCCUGUGGGACCCUCGUUGCCCUCCCUUGUGCUUCGCAGAAACCUCCUCCUGUGCCCAUAGGAGCCCCAGUUUAGUUGCUCUGUUCAGCCCCUCUGUGUGUAUAAGUUCCAGCAUCCAUCUUACAGACCAUGUGAAUCACCCCCCCCUGCCCUGCCUCCCCCAGAGCUGCCCCAGCACAUCAAGGCUUGAGCUCAGCAGAGAAGGACGGUGCUGCAUGCUCUCGGCAUGCUCCCGGCACGGCUGUGGUGCCAUGGGCUGUGCCGCGGCAUUGCCCAGCCAGGCACUGCCCGCGGCCCCCAUGGGAGCUGUGCCAUGGGAGCUGGCCCUGCUUUCACACAUUGCUCCUCCCUGCCCUUUGCAUUCCAUGGAGGAAGGGGGCUUUGGUCAUGAGCCCCAUCUGUCCUCGCUCUGUCCCCACUGCCGGUGCCACUUGGCCAAGCAUCCCUUCGUCCUGCGCCACAGCACCGCACUGGGCUGGGUCAUGGGUUCCACGUGGCUGCCAAUGGCACAUGGGCAAACACCACUGCUGGGGACUGGGCUGUGGGGAGGGAUGGGAGGGUCCCAGUGUCCCUGUCAGGGUGCUGGGUGCUGCUCCUGCCGCACCAGACCUGC